AUGAAAGGACUUAAGAUCGGCUUGAACUCCAUUCUGGAUUCUGCCUUUCCUACAGGUGGUCCAGUAAAUGGUUCAGAUGAUACAAAUGUCCAGGCUGGUGGAUUUUCACCCUCGACGCUAUUGGAGACGUUCAUACCCGGAUACAGUCACAUCCAUCGAAUUCUUCUGGUCAAUUUUGGCUUCGAUGUGACAUUGGUUGUGUCAUUUGGCGCUGCACUUUGGGUGUCUGCGAGGAUACUGAAAUCAGUAUGGACAGUUCUUGCGGGUCUAAUGAAGAGUUACUUCAUGGCUGAGAUUACAGUCAGUAGUAAAGAUGAGAUACACGGUCAUCUCAUUCAAUUCUUAGCGCACCAGUACAAAAUCAGCUCAUCACGCCGGUUAAUGGCAGAAACACCAUCGAAGAGUGCCUGGGAACUCGACAAUGAAGACACCGAAAGUCCAGAAACAAGCACGGAUGCGACUGGUCAAAUCAAAUGGCUUAACUUUUCAAAUCAGGAAGCGAAAUCUCAACCAAGGUUUACACCUGCUAUAGGAUCUCAUAAUUUCUGGUUUGACGGUACUUAUUUCCAGCUAAAAAGAAAAGAAGUCAGUGUGCUUGAUGAAAUUGGAGGUGGAGGCGCUGCUGCGUUUAAGGAUAAGGAGGUGCUUACACUUUCUUGUUUCGGGCGGUCGACGGAUUCGAUCAAACGACUGAUCCAGCAUGCCAAAGGACAUUAUCAUCUGGGUCAUAAAGCUAAGACUAUAAUAAAAAGACCAGCACCCAAGGAUUUGAGAAGGUUUGGUGGAAGAGGAUCUUGGGUGAAGAUUGCCGAGAGACCUUGUAGACCGAUGAAAACAGUCGUCCUUGACGAAGCCCGGAAAAUGGAUGUCUUGGCCGAUAUAAACGAAUACUUGAACCCGACAACAGCACGAUGGUACGCCAAUAGAGGUAUUCCAUAUCGAAGAGGAUAUCUUUUCUACGGACCUCCUGGAACUGGCAAAACUUCACUCACAUUCGCCCUCGCUGGAGUGUUUGGCCUUGACAUCCACGUUGUAUCUCUGCUCGAACCAACCCUUACAGAAGAAGAACUAGGCAUGCUCUUCACCAACCUCCCAGCUCGUUGCAUCGUCCUUCUCGAAGAUAUCGACACCGCAGGGCUCAUCCGCGUCGAAGCCCCUGAAGAAACUACUGAAAGCGACGACAAACGUGAUUUCAACGUCGGCGAUCUCACUAAGGCGUUUAAAAAGGCGAGAGUCGCAUCCCACGAAGGUCGUGUUUUAGUAAUGACAACCAACCAUCCAGAAAAGCUCGACGAAGCGCUCAUCCGUCCCGGCCGCGUAGACCAUCAAGUCCCAUUCUCCCACGCCUCGCAAACCCAAAUCAAAGAACUCUUCGAACGAAUGUACACGGACGAUCUCCCUACUACAAAGAUCGUCAUCGCACCAGAUUCACAAUCGGAUGUGCUUACACCGCCAAUGACGCCUAUCUCCGUUGAAUUUGAGAAAAAUGGACAUGGUGGUGAGGAGUCGGAGCUGGAGGAUAUAGCACGCAGAUUCUCGAAAAAGGUUCCGGAGAACAUGUUCUCGCCUGCGGAGAUUCAGGGGUUCUUGUUGAAGAGGAAGACGGAGCCUAGGAAGGCUUUGGAGGAGGUGGGGGAGUGGGUUAGGGGUAUGGAGGGGAUUAAGAAGGGGGUGGGGAGGAGUUUUGGGGAGGGAAGAUGA
Molecule: messenger RNA, 1701 nt
Organism: Glarea lozoyensis ATCC 20868
Lineage: Eukaryota; Fungi; Ascomycota; Leotiomycetes; Helotiales; Helotiaceae
Product: P-loop containing nucleoside triphosphate hydrolase
Exons: 3
Coding region: 1-1701 (566 amino acids)
Biological process (GO): protein insertion into mitochondrial inner membrane from matrix; mitochondrial respiratory chain complex III assembly
Cellular component (GO): mitochondrial inner membrane
Molecular function (GO): ATP hydrolysis activity; ATP binding
Source: RefSeq, a predicted model, not a curated record